Molecule: messenger RNA, 867 nt
Organism: Bombyx mori (domestic silkworm)
Lineage: Eukaryota; Metazoa; Arthropoda; Insecta; Lepidoptera; Bombycidae
Product: vitellin-degrading protease
Exons: 5
Coding region: 26-820 (264 amino acids)
Biological process (GO): proteolysis
Molecular function (GO): serine-type endopeptidase activity
Source: RefSeq, marked validated
AGCCAGUACAGUUAGACUCCUCAACAUGACAAAUUCACUUUUAAUAUGCUUCACGAUCUUAGGUUUAGCCGCCUCAUCCCCCACAAAACCCAUCGGGGAUAUAAGGAUCGUGGGAGGUGAAGACAUCGUCAUCACAGAGGCGCCGUACCAAGUAUCAGUCAUGUUCCGAGGAGCCCAUUCUUGCGGUGGAACCUUAGUCGCUGCUGACAUCGUUGUUACUGCCGCACACUGUGUCAUGAGUUUUGCUCCAGAAGACUACAGGAUCAGAGUAGGAUCUUCCUUCCAUCAACGAGAUGGAAUGCUUUACGAUGUAGGAGAUCUAGCUUGGCACCCAGAUUUCAAUUUUGCGUCAAUGGAUAAUGAUAUCGCCAUUUUAUGGUUGCCAAAACCAGUCAUGUUCGGGGAUACAGUGGAAGCUAUCGAGAUGGUAGAAACUAAUUCCGAGAUCCCCGAUGGAGAUAUUACAAUUGUAACUGGAUGGGGCCAUAUGGAGGAAGGCGGUGGUAACCCUUCUGUUCUUCAAAGAGUUAUAGUCCCUAAAAUCAACGAAGCUGCGUGCGCCGAGGCUUACUCACCGAUUUACGCAAUAACCCCCAGAAUGCUAUGCGCUGGAACGCCUGAAGGUGGCAAAGACGCGUGUCAGGGUGACAGUGGUGGUCCUUUGGUCCAUAAAAAGAAAUUGGCCGGCAUCGUUUCUUGGGGGCUUGGCUGUGCGAGACCAGAAUACCCAGGGGUCUACACGAAGGUGUCCGCGCUAAGGGAAUGGGUCGACGAAAACAUAACCAAUCUGAGACUGAAGCAUAUUUUAAGGAGAUUUUAAACAACUGUUCAGGGCAAUUAUUUGAAGAAUAAAAUUAUGAAAUGUAA